UUUUUCUUUUUCUUUUUCUUUUUCUUUUUUUUUUUUUUCCUUUUCUUCCCGUCGCGCCUUUUCCUCCUGCCAUUCCGAGUAAUUCUCCAGUUCCCUCCUACUGGGAAGAGUAAUUCCCAUUCUCCAUAUCUAUCAUUCCACUCUCCCCAUCACGGUUACCCGCCCUUUUUGACACUUGCACUAUUAUUCAUCGCUUUAUCCCGUCUUCCUCUCUCAUUCGCUGAAGUGCUUUAUAUUGCCGACCCUCUCCGAAUUUAUUGCUCUUUUUUUUUUCUUUCUUUGUUUCCGCCCCCAGCUACAUUAGCAUCCAUUGCGCAUUCCUCACUUUACCAUCCUCCCCCUUACUUUCUGCACUCCACACCUUUCUUGGCUUGACAUUAUCCUGAUUGUCCGCGCAGCUGGCUGCUCGGACUGUUCCAAUGUCGGAGUCACCUCGCCAUGACGAUGCCUCCUAUGAACUUCUAGGCCGCCAGAACAGCUGGGACGGAAAUGACGGCAACGACGAAACCCUCGUCCCGCGCAAUUCGGGCGAGCCAUCCGCCCCCUCCCAUCCUGAAGGCGAACCUCCGGCUGCAACAACAGAAGAAGGCGGCCCCAAUGAAACCACCAGACCCGCGCGCGUUCGAUUUCGCUCCGUCAGUAACCACAAUGAGACGGUGCCGGAACGCCCGCCCAUGCCGCGCGGGGAUUCCGAAUACUCCCUGCGCUCAGUGCAUUCCUUCGUCCCCACGACCGCUCAAUCGACCGAUCUGGCCGACUAUUUCGAACGCGAUUAUGCGCAGGAACAUGAUCCGGAAGAGAGAGAAGGCAACGAAGCAGACAAACGCUCCUCGCCCACCGCCAAUGAAUCUCGAGACACCUCCCUCGACAAAGAUGAGUCGCAACAACCCGUCUCCGCCAGAGACCGCUGGAAGAACGCCAGCAAGUUGCUUCGCCAGAAGACCGUGCUCUUGGGCGAACGCCUCGGUCGACCGCUGGAUGAUGUAGGUGACUUGGGUGCCGCCAUGUUGCCCGAUGAUCUGGAGGGCGGCUAUCCCCCCCGCCGCAGAGGCGAUGAGAAGGAGCCUCUUGCUCCCCAUGGCGGUAAUGACGAGCCACCUCCCCCGCCGAGUGCCGAAGCCCACCGCCUGGUUCGCAGCAUGACCCAACAUAACAUGCAUCAACGCCGGAAGCCCAAGUCGGCCUAUGCCAAGUCGGGACAGGAGACGCCCGAUGGACUGGGUCGUCCGGACUCGUGGUACGGAGCUGGAACUCCGGGUGGUCGCGGCGGCGGUGGUAUCCUCUCGCAGUUGCUCAAAUUACACGCCCAGCAGCAGGCCAACCGGGACAAUAUGUCCAUGACCGACUCAUCCGACAACGAGUCCGUGGCAUCCUCCGGCACCGCAACGCCCCGGAGAGACUUUUCCGCGGGCACUUUCUCCUCCGGAACGGCUACCCCCAAGAAAGAGAAGGUCAAGUGGUACAAGAAGUCGAGUCAUCAGUCCACCGCUUCCCUGGUGGAAGCAUCGAUGAACCUCAGCCGGGCGAGUUUGCCUGCGUCGGCAGACACUCUGGUGAACAUUCCCAACAAGAAAAAGGGCAAGAAGAAGCGCAAGACCCGUCUCGAGGACGAGAUCCGCGUGACGGUGCACAUUGCUGAGAUUCUGGCCCGCCAACGAUACAUCAUGCAGCUCUGCCGAGCGCUCAUGCGCUAUGGUGCGCCCACUCACCGUCUCGAGGAGUACAUGCAGAUGACGGCUCGUGUUCUGGAAGUCGAGGGGCAGUUCUUGUACCUCCCCGGAUGCAUGAUCAUGUCCUUUGACGAUCCGGCCACACGUACGGCCGAGGUCAAGCUGGUCCGUGUGGUGCAGGGAGUCGAUCUGGGUCGCUUGGCAGAAACGCACAAUGUCUACAAGAACGUCGUUCACGACAUGAUCGGGGUGGAGGAGGCCAUUCAGGAGCUUGAUCUGAUCAUGAAGCGGCCUCCACGGUUCAACAAGUGGAUCCUGGUGGUCACCUACGGAUUGGCGAGUGUUGCCGUCGGCCCUUUUGCCUUUGACGCCCGCCCCAUCGAUAUGCCUAUUAUCUUUUUCCUCGGAUGCUUGGUCGGCUUCAUGCAACACGUGCUGGCGCCCCGGUCGGUGCUGUACUCCAACGUGUUUGAAGUCACGGCAGCCAUUUUGACAUCGUUCCUCGCGCGAGCCUUUGGUUCCAUUUAUGCCACCAUCGAUGGGACGCAUGAGCGUCUGUUCUGCUUCUCCGCCUUGGCUCAGUCCUCGAUCGCUUUGAUCCUACCGGGUUUCAUGGUCCUGUGCAGCAGUCUGGAACUGCAGUCGCAUCAGAUGAUUGCCGGUUCAAUCCGCAUGGUCUAUUCCAUUAUCUACUCCAUGUUCCUCGGUUAUGGCAUUACGGUCGGCACUACCAUCUAUGGGCUGAUUGACGGCAACGCGGCCUCGUCCACGACCUGCAAAAACGAGGAUGUGUGGGGAAGCAAGUAUAUCCAGCAUUUCAUCUUCGUUCCGAUCUACGUGAUCUUCUUAGCCAUCAUCAAUCAGGGCAAGUGGAAGCAAGUGCCUGUGAUGAUCGUCAUUGCCGUCUGCGGCUACGUGACCAACUAUUUCAGCACCCUCAAGCUGGGCUCCAACUCCGAGGUGGCCAACACGGUCGGAGCAUUCACUAUCGGUCUUUUGGGUAAUUUGUACAGUCGGCUGUGGCACGGACAUGCCGCCACAGCCAUUCUUCCGGGUAUUUUUGUGCUGGUGCCGUCUGGCUUGGCAUCCAGUGGUUCCUUGCUGGCCGGUAUCGAGUAUGCCGACGAGGUGCGUGACAACUUGCGAUCGGGAAAUACGACAGCGACCGACAGCACUUCAGACUCGUCGAUUGCCAGUCUGGGUUUCGGUAUGAUCCAGGUUGCCAUUGGUAUUACCGUGGGACUGUUCGUGUCUGCCUUGAUCGUCUAUCCCUUCGGCAAGCGUCGCAGUGGUCUGUUCAGUUUCUAGAUUUGACAUUGAUAUUUACAUAUAUACCGAGCGGUUUUGACUUGAUUUGUGUUAUGAUGCGUUGAAUUAUGUAUUUCGGGAUCUUGUGUUGCAUUUGAGCCGGCUUUGCAUAGAUAUGAUUGAUUGAUUCAUUUAUUUAUUGGUUCUCUAUCUCUAUCUCUACUUUUUUAUUUCGGGUCAUUGCAGGGCAAUGUCUAGCCUUGAUACCUUGGUUUGCUGGAUAGAUAAAAUA
Messenger RNA from Aspergillus vadensis CBS 113365, 3210 nucleotides. Its product is annotated as threonine/serine exporter family protein. Lineage: Eukaryota; Fungi; Ascomycota; Eurotiomycetes; Eurotiales; Aspergillaceae. Gene Ontology annotation, molecular function: transmembrane transporter activity. Gene Ontology annotation, biological process: transmembrane transport. The record is from RefSeq and is a predicted model, not a curated record. The coding region runs from base 420 to 2978 and encodes 852 amino acids. The transcript has a single exon.